Phyllostomus hastatus (greater spear-nosed bat) is the source of this 1358-nucleotide messenger RNA. RefSeq names its product G protein subunit gamma 14 (gene GNG14). Gene Ontology annotation, biological process: G protein-coupled receptor signaling pathway. Bases 1037 to 1279 code for a protein of 80 amino acids. The record is from RefSeq and is a predicted model, not a curated record. Gene Ontology annotation, cellular component: heterotrimeric G-protein complex. The transcript is spliced from 2 exons. Gene Ontology annotation, molecular function: G-protein beta-subunit binding. Lineage: Eukaryota; Metazoa; Chordata; Mammalia; Chiroptera; Phyllostomidae.
UUUUGUGACUGGCUUAUUUCACUCAGCAUAAUCCCCUCAAGGUUCAUCCAUGUUAUAUUCUGAGUUAUUUUUUAGCAGUUCCCACCACCUGCCUUAAACAUAGGGGCAGUGGCUGUGGGAGGUCAGGAAAGACCAGGGUGAGGACAACUGCACUGGUCCAGUGAGCGAAGAUGGAGUGGGACCUGUGUGAGGUGGAGAGAAGUGACCAGACUGAGGACCUAAUUUGAAGGUUGAUCAGCUGACUCUUAAGAAAGGAUUAGAUGUGGGGAUACUGAAUAGAGAGGGGUAAAGGAGUUUGAGAUUUUAGCCAGGGCAGUUGGGUGGAUGGUGGUGAAGGAAGCAGAAGGUCCAGAGGGAAAGGCAAUCCAGAGCCCAGCUUUGGCCACAUUAGGUCAGAGACACUAGAGAGAUGGGUGGGUGAACGAAGGAGGCCAGAGGGUCCUCAGAUGGAUCUGAGGUCAGGGAUGGGGUUGGGAUGGGGCAAAGGAAGCCAUCGGCAUAAACGAGUGGACUGAGUCACCCAGGUUGUGCAUCCCAGGCGGUGAAUGUAGAUGGAGAAGAGAGGCAGAGCUGCACCCAAGCCCAGGAACACUCUGCACAUUGGGAGACAGAGGCUGGCAAAGGAGGGUGUUGGAGCUAUUUAGCAGGGGAGCAAGCAGGUCAGUGAGAGGCGAGAGCCCCAUACUCCUGCCAAUGUAACUGGGCCUCCUGGGGCAGGGAACCCCUUGGCUAAGGCAGCUGCUGCUGCUGCUGUCACUGGUGACAUUUCACUCCAUGAGAGUCCUGCCUUCAAAGUCUCUGCAGGGGUAAAGGAGGAGGGGGCUGGAGAGGCCAGGCAGGUGGGGGAGGGAGGCAAAGCAACGCUGCAGGAGGAGACCAGCAGCCAGGAGUCUGCCAGAGUCCUCAUCUGAGGUACGUGGUUCUGACAAAGGGGGAGCAUCCAACCCUACCCCACGGUCCCCAGGGCACCUGGGAAGAGGUGUGGGGGCCCUUCAGGUGGCCCUCGGGCCCCAGUCUGGAGUUCAGCCUGCUUCCUAUGGCCCUGCUCACCCUCCCCCAGAUGUCCAGCAAGGUAGCUGCCGGCAGCGACAUCGGGCAGGCCCGCCGGGCCGUGGAGCAGCUGAGGAUGGAGGCCGGCAUUGACCGAAUGAAGGUGUCCAAGGCAGCCUCUGACCUGCUGCAGUUCUGCUUGGAGCAGGCCAAGAGUGACCCGUUCCUGGUGGGCAUCCCAGCUGCCACCAACCCCUUCAAGGAGAAGAAGCCUUGUGCCAUCCUGUGAUACUGGCCCUGAGGACCACUCAAUAAACAUGAAGUAAAUGCUCCUCAGGGCUUGGUGGGCUGCAGUGGCGGGCAAAGGG